AUGCCUGGAUUGGACUUGGAGUAUUCAGAGACAGCGUGGAAUACAGGAGAGCCGAAUGAUUAUGGCAAUAACGAAAACUGUGCGAUGAACAGGAGGAGUGAAGGAUGGAAUGAUGUUCCUUGUACUAAUGAAUAUAUGUUUAUCUGCUACAACGAUGAAGUGAUCCUGAUCCAAGAGAGUAAGACCUGGGAGGAGGCCUUAAAUUACUGUACAGAGAACUACCGUGACCUGGUGUCCAUCACUAACCGUCAUCAGCAGAGAUGGGUCCAAGAGAGAGCCAAGAACGCCUCAACUCCUUUUGUCUGGCUGGGACUGCGCUACACCUGCACCCUGGACUUCUGGUUCUGGGUCAGUGACAAGCUAGUCUGCUAUGACAACUGGGACUCACCUGCAACCACUGAUGACUGUGUCAGUGCUGCAGCCAUGGACAGAGGAGGACAGCAUAAAUGGUUCAAAAAAGCUGAUACUGAAAAGUUUAAUUUCAUCUGUGCUUUAUAACAAGUUUUAAAAGCACCCUAACCACCUUAUAUUUCUUAUAUUGCAUUUUUCUGUCACACGUUUAUACAACACUAACAGUGUACACUAUGUACUGUCUGUUCAUUAUUGAAUGGUAAUAUGGCAAAUGUUAGGAAUCUCAAACUGCAGAGGGGGAAACAAAAUUACUAACAGACUUUCUAACUGCUUUGUACUUUUUGUAUCCUAUUGUAGAUUUAUAAGAUUGUAAGAAUAAAACAAAAUCUAUACUAAUUUGUGAUGAUUAAAACCAUAUUUUUUUGUCAUGAUAAUAUUUUGGAGUUUAAUGUAAAUGGUUGAUUGAUUUUCUCUGAUGCUGAAUAAACUGAUA
Morone saxatilis (striped sea-bass) is the source of this 844-nucleotide messenger RNA. RefSeq names its product lithostathine-1-beta-like. The transcript is spliced from 3 exons. The record is from RefSeq and is a predicted model, not a curated record. Lineage: Eukaryota; Metazoa; Chordata; Actinopteri; Moronidae. Bases 1 to 498 code for a protein of 165 amino acids.